CAGAGCAGCAGGCCUGCUGCGUACCGUCUCGUUUGGCUCUAGAUCAGAACGUCGCGUCCACUCGAGAAGAGCGAAUGUGUUUUUUCCGUUGUUUGUCAUCGCCGUCGUCGUUGUCUUCGUCUGCCGCCGCCGCCGCAGUUUUUUUCCCAACAUAAGUAAUCUCUUUCAUUACAAAAGUGCAUUGUGAGACGAGCUGGAGCUGGACCUGGAGGAAGUCCGAGCAAAAGGUGUUUAGUUUUAUUUUCCGUUUUCCCCAAGCGCACGUUGUUGUGCAGUUUUGUUCGCGGAGAUCCAGAAGCAAGACGCGUCGCGUCGAGGUCGCAAGAAGUUUUGAAAGUGCUGAAGAAUUAAAAAACAAGAGGAAGAAAAUUGGUCCCUGUGCAUCAGGAGUUUGAAGUUGCUUCCUUCGUUCUUGUGUGUUUUAUUUUUGCGUUAUCCUUCGGGGUUUUGUUUAGUGCACGAACAUUCUUCGGUUCGAAGGAUUCCCGAAAGAUUAUUUGCGUUCAUUUUUGUGAUUCGAUUGGGAUUUCCACUGCCGCCGCCCCGCCAGAUUCGAAGCGGUUUUUGUGUGUUGUGUGUGUUGCCUGGAAGCAGCGGAAUUAGAAACAAAACGAAACAGCCAAACAAAAUUGUUCUCCGGAGAAGCCACAAAAUCGGCGCUGCUCGAAAACGGAAAAGAAUAAUCGAUUACAAAACAACAUUUGCGGAUCCCUCUCGCUGGAAGCUCAUCUCGGCUGGAAUUGCAAACCGAAACGGCAGAACCUAACUAGCGAGUAUACGCAACACAUACCUAGAUCGUACCAAGAGAUCGUUUCCUAGUGUAUUUUGGUAGUGAGUUUGAAAACUGCAAGUAGUGUGGAAUCCAAAACAAAAAAAGCAUACUGUAGUGUGGAAAUUCUGAUAACCAGUAUUUAUACAUAUAGCAAAACAUAGAAAAAUAAGCAAAAGAGGUUUGUUGAACGCAUCCCCCCAGUAGUAAAACAACCGAGAAAAUCAUCACAAAAUCAGAAACCCGAAAACAAAAAACAAACCACCUUCACACAGUAGCAAAAUAGGAAAAAAUGCUGUUUGAAAAUCCUGUCGCCGCUGCAAAAAUGUUCCCAUACAGUGUGCCUCCGCCGAUUCAAGGUGCAGCUGCGGUCCCGGUGCAAAAUUUAAGAUUGCAUGGAACUACUUUUAGUGCCGGAACCUUGGACACAACCGGAUUGCUUGAGCAUGACCUACACAACGCGCUGGUGCCAAUCAAAACAGCAAACCUUCUCACACCACAAGCCGCCGCCGCAGCCGUCGUUGCCCAGCAGAACAGAGAUCAACAGCAACAACAACAGCAGCAGCAACAACUACAGCAACAGCAGCUGCAGCAACAGCAACAACAACAGCAACAGGUGCAACAGCAAGAACAGAAACAGCUCCAAUCAAAUUGCCAACUAUCAUCGCUCGUCAGUAACGCUGCCACCAACACCUCCAAAGCCGGUUCCACCAAUGGAAGCUCGUCGGGCCGAUCGACACCAAACAGCAGCAGCGAUCCCGCGCCGGGAAAGCUGUUUGUCGGUGGACUCAGUUGGCAGACGUCGUCCGAGAAGCUCAGCGAGUACUUCGGAAUGUUCGGUAAAGUGACAGAUGUGUUGAUCAUGAAGGAUCCCAUCACACAGCGGAGUCGGGGAUUUGGAUUCAUCACAUUCCAGGAACCAAAUAGCGUAGACAAAGUUCUCAAGGUGCCAAUCCACACUUUGGAUGGGAAGAAAAUCGAUCCCAAGCAUGCCACACCGAAGAACCGCCCGAAGACCCAGUCGAACAAAACGAAGAAAAUCUUCGUGGGAGGCGUCUCGCAGGACACAUCGGCCGAAGAGGUCAGACAGUACUUCAGCCAGUUCGGCAAGGUUGACGAAACGGUCAUGCUGAUGGACCAGCAGACGAAACGUCACCGCGGGUUCGGGUUCGUGACGUUUGAAAACGAGGAUGUGGUGGAUCGGGUGUGCGAGAUCCACUUCCACACCAUCAAGAACAAGAAGGUCGAAUGCAAGAAGGCUCAACCGAAGGAAGCCGUGACGCCUACUGCCCAGCAGCUGCUGCAGAAGCGAAUCAUCCUGGGAAAUCUGGGACUACCGAUUGCGACGCCAACCGCAGCACGUUUGGUUGGGGCCGCUCAGGCAGCAGCCGCUCAAGCUUCGCCACUGGUCAGCCAACUGGCCAACCCGCUGAUGGUACAGGCACAGGCGCAGGCCGCCCAAGCGGCUGCAGCUGCCGCCGCGAUGCAGGUGCAGAAUGGUUUUGGCAAGAUGUUCACCACAUAUCCUCCCACGUUGCAUAGUUUCAGAUAUUCGCCAUAUCCCAUGCCCUCAGCUGCCGCCGCCCACGCAGCGUCCGCCGCCGCCGCCAAUGCAUCGAAUCAUCAGCUGACGACCGCCGCCGUGAAUGCCCAGGCUGCCGCCGCGGCCGCUGCCAGCCAACAGCAUCAGCACCAGCACCAGCAUGCCACCCAGAUGGCGGGUCACACCGCUCAGCCGGCCACGCAAGCCCAGCAGCAACAAGCGAACCCUGCAGCGACCCACCAGCUCAUGCCGGCUCAUCAGCUAGCCGCCGCCACCGCUGGUAAUCCCUACCAGGGCUACAGCCUGGCCAACGUCGACAUGUCCAGCUUCCAGGGCGUCGAUUGGGGUUCGAUGUACGGCAUGGGAAUAAUCUUUCCCGAAGCGCACUGCUGAAAAGACGUAGCAGCUACAUCAGGCAUCAGCCAGCAGCAUGAAUGCCCUUCUAUUCUAGUGUGAUAAAUGCGCGUAAGUGAUAUGAACGAUCCCUGCCCUGCCCGCGUUUGGUGUGAUAGCGCCCCUCUCUGUGUGGGAUUUGUUGAGGGUGCGGCGGGGAUGCCAAAAACCGAGGAGAUUAAUCCUGAAUGUGCGCCAGAUCGGGGUCCCUUUUGCAGUGUUGUUGAAUGCUACUACUACUAGGUACUACUAUUACGUUGAUGGAGCUGGAUUAUGGGGAUCUCGGAGUCGCGCGCAUGGGAUUUGCGAUUUAGUUGUUUAGAAACCAUUUGUGUACAAGACUGCCUUUUAUUUUAGUAUGUAUGUAUGUUCUUUUAAACGGUAUCGAUAUAAGUUCAAGUAGAUUGUAUGUUUUAAGUGAUAUUUUAGUUGGAUAGCGUUGCACUUACUUUUGUUCGGUUUAGUUCGAAAGAGGCGUAGUUUUAUGUUGUAAUUGCUAAUUUUUUGACAAUGUAUUUUAAUUUGAGCGCGUUUGCGUCCGAUGAACAGUAUUCAUUAGAGUUAUAGUGUGACCUCGAGUAAUUAUCGAAUUUUAAAUUUGCUUGUUUGUUUUGCAAAUGUUGCCGUGAUGCAAAACGAUUCACAAAAGACGAAAGUGAGAGUGUGAUUUUAGUGUGAGUCAAGCAAGAAUUGCUUUGCGUUGUACUUUGCCUAUUGUGUGUUUAUUAUAAUAAACUCAUCUGUUUGUGUUUGUUUCCACGUUUAUUUUGCUUCAACUAUCAGGUGAUUUUUUAAUCUGCGAUUUUAUGUCUGAGGUUGCUUUGUAUCCGAACGAACAACUUGACGUUCCCCAUGGAAGAACAACCAUUUGUGUGCAUUUGCCAGGUUCAAAUUUUGAUUUUAUUAUAAGUUGCCAAUAUGUGUGUUCAUUUUUCUUUUCCAAAACUUGCGAUUUACCUCUUGUUUACAUGUAAUUAGACGCUCGCCCAUUAUUUCCCAUCCCUUGCACGUUUCCACUGAUAUUUCUUGCAUCUUUGCCAUUAUAUUG
Aedes albopictus (Asian tiger mosquito) is the source of this 3753-nucleotide messenger RNA. RefSeq names its product RNA-binding protein Musashi homolog 2 (gene msi). The transcript is spliced from 8 exons. Gene Ontology annotation, biological process: regulation of translation. Gene Ontology annotation, molecular function: mRNA binding. The record is from RefSeq and is a predicted model, not a curated record. Lineage: Eukaryota; Metazoa; Arthropoda; Insecta; Diptera; Culicidae. Bases 1062 to 2705 code for a protein of 547 amino acids. Gene Ontology annotation, cellular component: cytoplasm.